AAUUAUCUUUUAAAUCCUAAACUGGGCUUUUUCCUGCUUGUUUGUUUUACUGCAUGUAUGCACUCUAUUGUGCUUGUAUACACUUGGCUUGUAAUUUUUUUAUUCUUUUCUACCCACAGUACCUCAGGCACUCAGGAAGAGGUUAACCGGUGGUCAACUUUUCUUCAUAUCAGUGUUCAACUCCACUGAGAAGCCACAUAAAACUAUGGCUUCAAAUAUUGAUAUAUAUUUUUUUUCAUGUCUGCCUUUCAGUAUUUUGCUGACCCCAAAUGAAAAGAAACCUUUAAUGUAAGUCUGAAGAAGCAACUCUCAAUAAAAAGAGGCUACAGAGUUGCAAGCUCAAACAUCAAAACAGGCAAAACAUCAUAUACUGACCUAAAAAAGCGAAAAAAAGUCAGACAAAAUGACAAAUUAAAUAGGCGAUUUUUAUUUCAGUUCAAAAAUCCCAGUGUUAUGAGCAAAAAUAAAAUAAAAUGCUACAAGAGGUUUUGUUGUUUGUACCAUAUUAGAGGCUGUUUGCCCUGUCCGUGGUGCUGAAACGCUCCAUAAGCUCAGCAGCAGAGCUUUUCUGACUGCUUCAACCCUUUACGCCUGUGACUAAACUGAAAAGUGUUUCUACACGCAGAACACAGCUUGGACAUGGCAGCCAAAUCCUGCCGGGACUCCAGUGUGAAAAGAAAAAAAAAUCCCCAGCCUCAAAUCAAUGACAUGGUUUGUGGCGAGGAGAGGGAGAGGGGGCGGUGUCUGAUGACCAGAGAGGAGGAGGAGGAGGAGGAGAAAGCUCCUGGUUGUCUCGCUUUCGCUGCUCCGCUUCACCGUCAGUGCUGUUGGGGCGCUACCAGGGUGCCGUCGUGGACUUAUUAUCUUUGUUGAAGGAAUUACGCACCAACGCGCGCGCCGACGGAUAAGAAAAUGCUUUUCUGUCUCCUACCUGUCGUGGCUCUCUUGCUGGGCAGAGAAACAGCAGUCUCCGCUAUCAGUAACGACAAAUGGUUGGGCACCGUGGCUCAGUACAACAAGGACAGAUCCUGGAACAGAUUCAGAGAUGAAGCAGAGGAUGACUACUUCAAAAGUUGGGUUCCUGCUAAAUCUCUCGACCACGAGCGAGUUACAGAACCUGGGAGAUACGGAGAUCCAGCUACUAUUACACACUCAAGCUCAGCCAAGAAGGUGCAACAGAACGGGCCAGAUACCACCAAGGACCCAUGCCUGAGGCUCCACUGUCCUUCUCACAAGGUGUGCGUGAGCCACGACUUUCAGACUGCCAUUUGCAUCAAUCAAAAACAACCUGGCCACAGUGUGAAAGCCAGAAAAGGCAGUGUAAACCCCAAACAUAAACCUGAAGCCGGGGUUCAUGGGAAAUGUAGGCUUUGUUCAGCCUUGAAGACAUUGCCUGUUUGUGGCUCUGAUGGACACAGUUACUCUUCAAAGUGUAAGUUGGACUUUCAUGGCUGCAUGUCUGGGAAAGUAAUCUCAGUGAAAUGUAAGGGACUGUGCCCCUGCUUGCCUCAUUACGAGAGCACCAAACCCCCUCAUGAUUCUGAGAAGACAACUUGCACUGAUUCCGAGCUGCACAGUUUGGCUGCAAGACUGAAGGACUGGUUUGGAGUUCUCCACCUCGACGCCAACAGAGAUCUCAAAUCUGACAGCCUUGACUCCACCGCUGGACACUUUGACACCAGCAUCCUGCCCAUUUGUAAGGACUCACUUGGCUGGAUGUUCAACAAGCUUGACAUGAACUUUGACCUGCUGCUGGACCAUUCAGAGCUGAGUGCCAUCUACUUGGACAAGUACGAGCUGUGCAUGAAGCCUCUCUUCAACUCCUGUGACUCCUUCAAGGACGGCAAGCUGUCUAACAACGAGUGGUGCUACUGCUUCCAGAAGCCUGAAGGUCUGCCGUGCCAAAGUGAGAAGAGCAGGAUCCAGAGUCAGAGUCGCAGAAAGAGCCUUGUAGGUUCCUACAUUCCUCGUUGUACUGAGGAGGGUUACUAUAAACCAACGCAGUGUCACAGCAGCACCGGCCAGUGUUGGUGCGUGGACAAAUACGGCAACGAAAUCGCUGGCUCGAGAAAACAGGGCAACCCUAAAUGCGACGAGGACCAUGAGACAUCAGGGGAUUUUGGCAGCGGCGAUGCAGUUCUUCUCCUUGGCGACCAGGAGGAGGAGCCAUCACAGGUUGGCCGGAGCCAACAGAAGAAGAGACGGGGCCGAAUCCACCCUCGGGGAACCAUCGAAGACGAUGAAGACGAGGAAGAGGACAAGGAUGAUGAAAUUGGCUACAUCUGGUAGCUCACUUUCAUGAUAAUUUGCCAUCAUCUGACCAGGAAAUUAACUCGGCACAGAUCUGAAGCCAUUCCAGUGUCUCUUCCUCCACUUUCCUCGGCAGCAGUCCAUUGUUUGGUUCUUCAACCGGCCCUAUAAAUUCUGUCUCUCAUCCUAAUCUCUCGCCCUUCAGACAAGUCUUCAUCGUCGACAUAUUCAGAGAACUAAAUAGAGUCCAACUAUUGUGAAGCCCCUUAAAAUUACUUCCAUUUGUCCACCUCUUGCUUUGACCUUCGCUAGAACUUUGACCCCUUUCAACCAUCGGAUUAUCCUUUUAUCCGUGUAUCUCCAUCCUCUCUAGUUGCUGUUUGUCCUUAUCAGUCUCUGGUCAGUCUGUGAGCCAGGAAACAUUUGCAGAUGUACUGGAUGUAAAUAUGGUUUCUCCAGGGAAGCUUGAUUGCACAUUCUUCUCCUGGUUGAUUCAUCAGCAGUUCAUUCUCUUGUCCUUUGUUUCAACAUUGGGCUCCUUCCAGUAUUCAACAAUGUUUCAUUGAUGCCACAGUUCCAGCCUCUGAGAUGCCCCCGCUCCCCUCUCUAUUGUUUCACGGAAGACUGUAAAUUAUUUAAUUGUUGAAUGUUCCAGAAAGUCCAGGAAGCAAUGAGAUUAAUGAUGUAUUGUCGUUGUUGUUGCAUGUUUCUCAUCGUGUAUCUGUAAAAGAGAGAUUUACCUGGCCAGGUCCAGCUCUAUGCAUCUCAAACAGAAAGUGAUGCCUAUUUGGCUGCUACUGUACUAUGUUGCUAUGUUAAUGCUGUUUAGUGUCCUUUUGGUUCUCCCAAUCUCAGGAGAUAGGAAGCUGCAUUGCAGAGGGAUAGCAGUAUGGAAAAAAAAAAGGUGAACUGCAAGGUCUGCAUUGCAAGCCUCAGCCGGCUGCUCUUUUGCUUUUUGCUCAGUAGGCCUGUCAGGCCUUUUGACUGCUUAUGGACACCAGAGGAAGACGCUGCUCCUGAGCUGGGAGGACAAACGACGUCAAGCAGAGACGCCUGCUCUGCCUCCCAACAUUGGAUUUGUUCAGUGAUAUGAAAAUUGAAAUGUUCACCAUGUCAACAACGUGAAGUUUUAUUUGUAACUUUGAAAAUUUAAGUAAAGUGGCACAUUGAGUGUCUUUUGAACCUAA
Molecule: messenger RNA, 3437 nt
Organism: Oryzias melastigma (Indian medaka)
Lineage: Eukaryota; Metazoa; Chordata; Actinopteri; Beloniformes; Adrianichthyidae
Gene: spock1
Product: SPARC (osteonectin), cwcv and kazal like domains proteoglycan 1
Exons: 13
Coding region: 913-2289 (458 amino acids)
Biological process (GO): establishment of protein localization to extracellular region
Molecular function (GO): protein binding; calcium ion binding
Source: RefSeq, a predicted model, not a curated record